This is a messenger RNA of Miscanthus lutarioriparius, 2259 nucleotides long. The record is from the annotation of a GenBank genome assembly. Lineage: Eukaryota; Viridiplantae; Streptophyta; Magnoliopsida; Poales; Poaceae.
AUGGCGGCGCCGCUCCUCUUCUACGACCUCAGCCUCCUCCCGUCCUCCUUCUCCUCCUCCGGUGACGGCGGCGAUGGCAACUCCAACUCCUCUUCCUCCUCCCGCCUCCAACUCUUAGCCGCCACGGCGCGCGCUCUCGAGCUCGGCUACGCCGCCGUCGCUCUCGACCACCCCCACCGCGGCCUCCUCGCCGACUCCCACCGCUGCCGCACCGAGCCUUUCGCGCCCCUCUCCUCUCUCCCGCUCCCAUCCUCCGCCGCUCUCCAUCGCCGCCGCCUCGCCUCCCCCGCCUCCGAGCCCUUCCGCCAGUACACCCGCAUCACCCUCUCCCUCGAUUCCGCUGCAGCCACCGCUUCCGCGCUCGCCCCCUCCGCCUCCCGCCUCCUCCGCACCUACGACCUCGUCGCAGCCCGCCCCCUCACCCAGGCCGCAUUCGAUCACCUCUGUCAGGCACCCCUCUCAGCUCAACACCUUGAUCUCAUCUCCAUCGAUUUCUCCUCCCACGGUAAGCUGCCCUUCCGCAUCAAGCCCCCAAUGCUCAAGCUUGCCCUGCAAAAGGGGCUGCAUUUCGAGAUUUCCUACUCCCCACUCAUUUCUACUGACGUCAAUGCCAAGAGGAACCUCAUAGCUGAAGUCAAGCUUUUGGUGGACUGGACUAAAGGAAAAAAUCUCAUCAUCUCAAGCGCUGCUCAUACUGCUUCCCAGAUCAGAGGCCCCUAUGAUGUCAUCAACCUAUCUGCUUAUUUACUUGGCAUUCCCAUUGACCGAGCAAAAGCUGCUAUGUCCACAAACUGCAGGUCACUUGUUUUCAAGGCUAUAAGGAAGAAACACUUCUACAAAGAAACAAUUAGAGUUGCCAGACUAUUACCAAAUGAAGAGUUGACUUCAACAAAAUUCAAGCUUGCUGAUUGGAUUGGUUGGAAUUCUGUAUCGUCUGAAGUAGGAGCAAAUCAGCUGGAACCUUCUUCCAACCUUGAUGAACUUCCUGGUUCACCCAUAUGUGGUGUAAUAGAAGGUUCACACGAAAAACCUCACAAUCCUGAUAUGUCUGUCUUUGCUAAACUGUCAGAACAACCUAGUGAUCAAGAUCAAAUCCCAUCCGAAACUCAAGAAGAGACACUACAAGUUGACAGAACUGAAGUCCUGACAGAUUGUGGCCAAUCUAUCUUGCCAGCAUCUUUCAAUUAUCAGAAUGCUAUACUUGAGAAGGCCGAAAACAAUGAAGUUUUUGUGAAUCCUUUUGUGCAGCCUGGUACAGGUUGUUUUGCUGACCCAAAAAUUAACUCCAAGCAUGUUGAAUUCGUGCAGGAUGCAAUGGAAGUAGAUACAAUAGAAUCAUGUAGGCCAAAACUCGUUGUCGGUGACAAUAUUCCUUCAACCUCUGAUACUAGUGCGAAGCUAGCAUGUUCUGCUCUUCCCCAUGGCAUAGAGCUUUCUGGUACUAGUCUUGAGGAUCAGGGGCCAAGUCACUCUAGUGAAAUGCUAGCUAAUGAUAAGUCUUAUAUGAAAUAUCACACUGAUUGCACCUCUGGUGUGAGUGAGGUUCAUGAAAUUUCUUCUGGUGCUGAUGUUUGGCCUGAGGACAAGGAUUCAGACAGGUCUAAUGGAAUGCAAGCUGAUAAUGUGGCUUGCAGAGGUACUUCGGAACCACUGGAGUGUCCCCUAUGUGGGGUAGAUGACAAGGCACCAUCCGAUCUUUCAUUUCACUCAAGUCAUGAAUUAUGCAGGGAUGUUAUAAUUCAGCCGAAAGUUAUGGAGGGAAAAGUAGAGCAAAGUAGGGAUGAAAACAUAGUACAAACUGUGGAAAAUGAAGCAGAAUCUGUUGACACAAAAACAAGAACAUCUAUUUCAGUGGAACCUGCGUCCCAUGGUCAGGAGAUCAGCUCAACUAUUCAUACAAGAAGCACUGGUGCAAGCUGUGAAAGUGAUGAGCUGAAAGAACAGAAUUCUAAGGACAUAAAUGCUUAUUUGGAUAAAAGUAUUGCUAAAACACAUGAGCUACUUCUAAAAUUUCCUUAUCCAAGUGGUAAGGCUGGGAUGUCCACAGUCAGAUCAGAAAAGCGAAGACAUAAACUAAGGCCGCACCAUCCGGCUUAUCUUCCUUUCUUGGGCUUCCUUCGGUCCGUUUGUUUCAAGAAGAAAAUAUGCAAAGUAGUUACAUUCUUACCAAGUAUUGUUGACUUUAUUGUAAAUGGAACAGAAACAUUUGGCUGCAUGCUUGCUCAUGAAGUGUUCUGUCAUGCUAACGCUGAACGCUGA